AUGAAAUUCUACGCCCUUUUGGUACAAGACCCUCUGUCACUUGUCCGCAAGACGCAAGUGGCCCCAAAAGUGUACCGGAUUAUUUUUGCUUUGCCCCGUUCCAACGACCCUCUUGGCCUGCCAACAGGCCAGCACAUAGCACUCCAGGCAAAGAUCAACGGGGAAAGCAUUGCACGAUCUUACACACCAGUGUCCAAUAACAACGAUCUGGGCCGCAUUGAGCUGCUGGUGAAAGUCUACGAAGGCGGUCUGAUGACGGAGCACCUUGAAAAAAUGCAGAUCGGUGACACCAUCGAUAUUCGUGGCCCCAAGGGCACAAUGGAGUACAACCAAUCAUACGCGCGGCAUAUUGGCAUGAUCGCUGGUGGCACUGGCAUUGCACCCAUGUACCAGCUGGUGCGCGCAAUUUGCGAGGACACGUCAGACAAGACAAAGGUCAGCCUCAUUUAUGCCAACAAUUCAGAGAGUGACAUCCUCCUCUUUGAAGAACUUGAAGGCUUUGUGAAACAGUGUCCCGGCAAGUUUGACGUCCACUACGUGUUGACAAAGCCACCGGUAGACUGGAAGGGCAGCAAGGGAUAUGUGACGGCAAGCAUGAUUAGCAAGCAUUUGCCGGCGCCUGCUGCAGAUACGAAGAUCCUACUUUGCGGUCCACCAAUGAUGGUUAACGCCAUGAAGGCACACCUAGCGGAGAUAGGGUUUGAGAAACCAAGCGUUAUAUCGAAAGCAACAGACCAGGUUUUUUUGUUUUAG
Molecule: messenger RNA, 753 nt
Organism: Grosmannia clavigera kw1407
Lineage: Eukaryota; Fungi; Ascomycota; Sordariomycetes; Ophiostomatales; Ophiostomataceae
Product: FAD/NAD(P)-binding oxidoreductase
Exons: 2
Coding region: 1-753 (250 amino acids)
Biological process (GO): pyrimidine nucleotide biosynthetic process
Cellular component (GO): endoplasmic reticulum
Molecular function (GO): 2 iron, 2 sulfur cluster binding; oxidoreductase activity; flavin adenine dinucleotide binding
Source: RefSeq, a predicted model, not a curated record